Molecule: messenger RNA, 843 nt
Organism: Lecanosticta acicola
Lineage: Eukaryota; Fungi; Ascomycota; Dothideomycetes; Mycosphaerellales; Mycosphaerellaceae
Source: the annotation of a GenBank genome assembly
AUGGACGAGGACUGUCUAGAAGACACCAUCGUGGUCGCCAGCGACCGCCGCACCACCUUUGUCCAAGAGUCCGCCCUCGCAAACCAGCCUCUCUACGCCGACCUAGGCCAGGACGAAAUUCUGGACGCGCGCAUCCGCAUCGACGGCGAGUUCGAGUAUCUCGUGAAGCGCCGGGGCAGGCAAGUGCACGAGUGGAAAUGGGAGACGCGCGCCGCCGGGGAGUUAUCGGAUUUCCUCAUCGACUCGUGGAUGGAAGGAAUGAUACACACUGCAGAACAACUUGGACCCGAUGAUGAUGACGAUGGCAUCUCGCUGCCAGCGGGCUGUGUCAGGAUCGAUCUCGAGGGCAUUGUAGGCGAAGAUGAGGAGAAUUAUCUCAUUGCCUGGCAACGCCAUCCGGUUUCUCGCGCGGCGCUGAGGCCGUUUUGGUUUCGUAAGGAGGAGACGAAUGUGAAGCUUAUCGAGGAGUGGCAGGUGGUGCUGGAAUGGUUGGAAGCUGCGCUGCGGACGUGGAUUGAGACGUAUGGAGACGAGAGGGGGUUCUUGCCGGAGUAUGAGCUUCCACGACAGGGCCAGUUUCUUGGAGUGUUGGAGAAACCUGUUGGACGAGCUGUGAGGGAGUUUAUUGAAGAGUCUUAUCCGAGGGCUUGGGAUGAGGUGCCGAGUGAUGGCGGCGAAGAGGAAGAGGGAGACGAAGAGGAGAUGGAGAACGACGAGUCGGAUGAGGGCAACGACGCGGAUGACGAGGAUGAGUAUGGUGAUGAGAGCGACAUUUACGAUGAGACAAGCGAGGAAGACGAAGACGGGAGGGUUGGCAGUUCUGCGUCAUUGUGUGGGCAGUGA